Maylandia zebra (zebra mbuna) is the source of this 2731-nucleotide messenger RNA. The record is from RefSeq and is a predicted model, not a curated record. Lineage: Eukaryota; Metazoa; Chordata; Actinopteri; Cichliformes; Cichlidae.
UAACCGAUCCUCCUUCACCAGUGGAGACGUGGGGAUGGACGGCAGUUGUUCCAGCAGCUGGGCAGUGGGCCCCACUGUACCCAGUGACUCUCCAGACUCUCCAGUAGGCUGCCUGGCCCCCACUCCUGGAGCUGCUGUGUACAACAGUACACCCUCCUCUGUGGACCGGCCCAAGGACCAAGUGAUGAGCAGUAGCGAUGGAAUUGACUUGCCCCAGAAGGUGCUGUUCUCACCAGAUCGGCUCAGCCUAAAGUGGGCCGAGGUUCACCGCAUUGGUGCAGGCCUCCAGAACAUGGGGAACACCUGCUUCCUCAACUCAGCCCUGCAGUGUCUCAGCUACACCCCUCCUUUAGCAAACUACAUGCUGACGCGGGAGCACUCCAAAACAUAUUGGACAGGCAAACGCAGGCAACCUCUUUCAUCCAUCAAGUGUUUGGCGGGAAAGAAAAUGCAGCAGGCCUUGGAAAUGAUCCUGAGUGAAGUCAACCCUUGUGACUCGGAUGGAGAAGACCUACAACUUCAGCCGGAUUCGGACUCGGAGCUGUCUGAUCAGUCUUCAGACCUGACAAGAGCUGUUAACGAACUCCGUGAGGAGGUCAGAGCCAUCCGCAAUACCGGCUGCAAUGAAUCGGUAGAUGCUGGGGUACUGCCUCUGGAUUUGCCCUUGCACAACAUUGAGGAGCUAAACAAUGCAGAGGCACCUCUUCAAUCACAAGAGGCAAAUAAGGCAAUGGUGAGACGCUUUACCUUGAUUGGAGGGACCACACUGGAGGUGCGAGUCCGCCGUGUAAUGGCUUAUGCCAUUACAAACGAGCUGGCCUCGGAGCAGUAUCAGUCCAAGUAUCAGUCCAAGCCUAGUUCUAGUUGCAAUGAAAAACGAUCUUCCCGAGACAGGAAAAGACUGUACUCUAGCUCUGGCAGAGAUAGAGAAAAACACUACAGGGAUAGGAGUCACGAACGAGAAAGCGACGAUGAUCGUCACCGGUACAGACGGGACUACAAAGACAGUCACCACCGCCAGUACAGGGAUUGUUUCCCCCUUUCUGGACGUUACUACAGGGAAUGGGAGGCCGAUCGUCACCGGGAGCAAACCUUCCAGCACCCUCGGGAGCGUGAUCGCGACAGGUGCUCUAACCAUUACUACCGCUACCGGUCAAGAGAGGACAUUGACCAUGAGCGAAGGGGAUAUGGUUACUCCCACCGAGAGGAGUCUCGUGGCAGUCGGAGGUGGUUGCAGGAUAGUAAAGACUCCUGGACAAUUAAGGAUAAGAACAAAGAGGUUCAAAAUCGCAAGAGGACUCUCGGCAAAGACAGGGACGACAGCUCUGAGGCCCGCCACACUAAAAAACACAAAAAGAGUAAGAAAAAGAAGAAAUCAAAGGAUAAAGACAGACACCGUGAGAGUGGUUGCUACUAUGUAUUCUCUGCAUUAUGGAGUGUGAGGUUUUUCCUCUCUCUCUCUGUUCAUAUAGACUGCUCCAAAUGUCUCCAAAGCUCUGAAGCAGUUUGUCAAGCCAGAACAGCUGGAUGGCGAAAAUGCUUACAAAUGCACCAAGAUGUGAAGUAUUUGGAGCAUCUGGAUCUGCGGCCCUUCAUGUCUCAGUCCCACGGGGAGCCCCAGCUCUACAGGCUGUAUGCUGUGCUGGUUCACUCUGGAUUGAGUUGUCAUGCUGGACACUAUUUCUGCUAUAUUAAGGCCAGCAAUUUGCAGUGGUUUCAGAUGAAUGACUCGUCCGUGUCAGUCAGUGACAUUAGGACCGUUCUCAACCAGCAGGCAUAUGUCCUCUUCUACAUCAAGUGCACAGAUGUGAAAAAAACUGGGGACUACAGCCACUUGAACCAUAACGCUGGCAUAUCUGGUCAGUCAUCUCCCCGGCCGGUGGUGAUCCCACGCACCAUCGCCACCAUGCAUCAGAACAGUGUUGGCUUCAUAGGUCCCCAGCUGCCACCACACAUGAACAAGAGUUCUCUUCAUGUUAAUGGAUCUCUGAGGGACUAUCCCACAAGCUCCAAGCCCAGCACGGUGGGGAAACCAAACCAUGGACUAGCUUCUUCUGCUUCCAUCUCCCACUCAGUAAGCCAGCCCACAAUGAUUCUAGACAGCGACAAACAACAGAAGCUUUCAUUUUCAAUUGGGCAAAGCAAACCGAACCGCCCAUCUGCUUCUUCCUCCUCUUACUGCCAGCCGUCCUCCGCCAGCAGCUCCUCCUCCUCCAGCUCUUUGUCCUCCUCACAGUCUACCUCAGACAUCCAACCAGACGUUCGUUUUAUUCCGCGUCCACUAAACCAAGUCAGCGGCAUGCCUUUCAGUAAUGGGGAUCAGAACCCUGUAGGAAGCGGGGCGUCCUUCCUGGUGCCGGAUAGCCAAGAGGAAUCAGACCAAGAGAACUGUGACACUCUGGAUAACGGCAGUUCAUCCAAGUCUCAUCCUAAUGAAAAUAAAGACACAGGAAAUGUCUUUGAUAAUUCUCCCAAAACCGCCAAUGGGGAGUCAGGAGUGCACCAUCACGGCAAUGGAUUAAAUGGACAAGCGUAUGGAGACUUCAAAUCCAGCCAAAAUGGGCACCACAAUGGUCAUCACAAAGUGAAUGGACACAGCGGCCCUGACAAGGUAAAUCUUGUCUUUAUUUUUAUAAGUUCAAGGGCUCCCCGCCACAGGCUCACCUUUCCUCUCCAGACAAAGAGGAUCAAAAUCGCAAGAGGACUCUCAGUUCUGAUGGAUCACUUAUAA